Messenger RNA from Dama dama (fallow deer), 6034 nucleotides. It is a transcript of the gene RFFL, whose product is annotated as ring finger and FYVE like domain containing E3 ubiquitin protein ligase. Gene Ontology annotation, biological process: negative regulation of extrinsic apoptotic signaling pathway via death domain receptors; proteasome-mediated ubiquitin-dependent protein catabolic process; protein K48-linked ubiquitination. Gene Ontology annotation, cellular component: cytoplasm; plasma membrane. Gene Ontology annotation, molecular function: ubiquitin protein ligase activity. NCBI's taxonomy places the organism in Eukaryota, Metazoa, Chordata, Mammalia, Artiodactyla, Cervidae. The transcript has 8 exons. Bases 2371 to 3552 code for a protein of 393 amino acids. The record is from RefSeq and is a predicted model, not a curated record.
UAGACCCAGCUGCAGCAGAGAUGGGAGUGAGCCUUGGUCUUCAGGAGUGAGUCCAUGCCAGAUCAAUUCGGUUGUCUGAAAGUCAGUCCUUGAGCUCUUCGGAGGGGACGUGAGGGGAAGAGUUCAUUUUGUAUGGGAUGUGGUUUUGGACCUAAUAAGACCGCUUUUUAUAUAACCUCAGAGAAAUAAAAAAUGUUAGGUUUACAGCUUCAUCCGUCUUUUGCCCUUGUAGUCUCUGUUCUUUCUGUGUAAGAAAUAGUUUAGUCACACUAACCCAUUGUUAGAGAGGGGCAUAUGCAUUUGCUUUCCUGCUUACUGACUGUGAUGACUGAAUUGUAGAGAACACAAUCUUAGCAGUCCAUUUCUGAUGUGUUAUGAAGAACCUCCCCUCUUCCCUCACUCUGUUCAGACUGCUGCCCUAUUUCCUUCCUGUUCUUCACCUCUAAACUUCAGAGAGCUUCGGCCUCAUCACUGGGCAGUAAUCCAUCCAUCCCUUCAAGUUUGCCCCUGCUUCUUGCAGUUAUCCCUGGAUGGUCCGUGUUCUCUUUUACUUCAGGCCUUUGCACAAGCAAGCGUUCUCUGAGACACCCUGACCCAGCAUAACCCGGCCAACUGGUGCUAGCCUGGAAAUCACUUCUUCUGGGAGGUCUCCCCUUAUACUCACCAAGACUGGAUGAGUGCUCGGGAGAACCCUGUGUUUCCCUCCGUCACAGGAUACGUUUGAGAAGCAGCACCAGUUUUGUUAGAAUUAUAUCCAAUGUGCUUGGCACACAGUUCUCAGGAAGGGGAGCAUGAACACGAACCUACACUGAACCUCCUCAGCUCUGAUCCUGUUAGCAACUCUUUGUUACUUUGACUUCUAUCCCCAUCACCCUGUUUCUCUUUUCCUGAAGAUUGCAAGGAAACUCCUGAUUUCCAGACCCAGUGUCUGUCCUGAUUUCAGCCUCCAUCUCACUCAAUCUCUGCCUACCAUUUGGCACUAUCGAACCGUUCUUUUUAUCCCGCCCCCAGCAGCCCUCUUCCUGUGGCUUUGAGGCCGCUUUGUCUCUCUGAGUCUCCAGAGCAUCCUUCCAUUGUUUAUUCUCAUUUUCUUUUGGUUAGUCCGUAAAUGUUGAGAUGCUCCAGGGCUUUGUCUUGGGUUUCUUUCCCUCUUCUCCCGCCCACUUCCUCUAAAGACCUCAGAUAGGUCCAUGAAUUCAGCUGUCUGUCCUCAGUGUGCCUUACCAGCCCAGUUGUGUCUCCCAAACUUCAGAUCCUUAUUUCCAACUUGACAAGUCUUUAAAAAAUUUUUUAAAUUUAUUUUUAAUUGGAGGAUAAUUGCUUUACAAUAUUGUGUUGGUUUCUGCCAUAUAUCAACAUGAAUCAGCCUUAGGUAUAUGUAUGUCCCCUCCCUCCCAUCUCCUACCUCAUCCUGUCUCUCCAGGUUGUCACAGAGUGCCGGAUUUGAGCUCCCUGUGUCAUAUAGCAAAUUUCCACUUGCUGUCUAGUUUCGCAUACAUAGGUUUCAAUGCUAUUCUCUCAGUUCGUCCUACCCUCUCCUUCCCUUCUUGUGUCCACAAAUCUGUUCUCUGUGUCUGCAUCUCCAUUGCCACCCUGCAAAUUGGCUCAUCAGUACCAUCUUUCUAGAUUCCACAUAUAUGCAUUAAUAUACGAUGUUUGUUUUUCUGACUUAUUUCACCCUGUAUAACAGGCUCUAGGCUCAUCCACCUUAUUAGUUACUGAAUCAAGUGCGUUCCUUUUCAUGACUAAGUAACACCAGCUUGACAAAUCUUGACAGGCUCUGUCCAGCUGGGUCGUUCAAAACUACCAGAGUCUUUCAAAAGCCAUUUUAAAUUCAACACAUACAGAACAAGUCAUUUUCUCCCUCCCCAGUAUCUGUUAUCUGCUCAUGUUGCUGUAUGUUUGAAGUCUGUUGAUUAUAUGCACCAAAUCUUCCUCUUUCAUUCUUCUUAUGCCUCACAUCUUUAAAUAUGCUAAAUCUAUGGUUGCUCAACCCUUUCGAUUAUAUCGGAGUGUUUGACGUGUGUCUUUUCUUCUUUCCCGCUGUACUGCUUUCAUUUAUCAGAGGUCAAAAACUAGAUAUUUUGUUUAACCAGCCCUGAAGCUUAAAAUUUUGCGUGUGAACACUUUGAGGCAGGGCCUGCUCUCUGCCAGGGUUACAGAUACUCCCCGGUCUUACACAAGAAGAUGUCACAUUUUACGUACUUUGCCUCUAGGAAUUUGCUUUUGUAACUUCUGAUUCAGAGCCUUAUCAAACCUUAUGUGCUUUUGUCAUGUACAUCUUCCUCUGCUUCAGGACCUCUCAUUUCUUGUUGCCAAAGUUGUGUUACUAAAGGCCAAAUCUAAUCUUUUUAUUCUCAGGAUGUCAGAAUGCCAUUGGUUCCCUGUUUCCUACUUAGCUGGAGAGGUGUAUUCUUUACCACUGGACCACGAGGAAAGCCUGGACAGAAAAGGUGCCUUUGCUCAAUAGAUCUCAUCAUGUGGGCAACCUGCUGCAACUGGUUCUGCCUGGAUGGACAGCCUGAGGAGGCCCCACCGCCCCAGGGUGCCAGGACUCAGGCCUAUUCCAACCCUGGGUACAGCUCCUUCCCUUCCCCUACAGGCUCAGAACCAAGCUGCAAGGCCUGUGGGGCCCACUUUGCAAGCAUGGCCAGGAAGCAGCAGACCUGCUUGGACUGUAAGAAGAACUUCUGCACCACCUGUUCGAGCCAAGUGGGGGCCGGUCCCCGGCUCUGCCUUCUCUGCCAGCGCGUCUGCGCCACAGGCUUCCGGCGGGAGGAGCUCAUGAAGAUGAAGGUGAAGGACCUGAGGGACUAUCUCAGCCUCCACGACAUCUCUACCGACAUGUGCCGGGAGAAGGAGGAGCUGGUGUUCCUGGUGCUCAGCCAGCAGCCCGUCAUCUCCCAGGAGGGCAGGACUCAGGCGCCCCCCUUGGGCCCCGACUUCCCCGAGCAGCAGGCCUUCCUCACCCGGCCCCACACCAGCACCGUGCCGCCUACCUCACCCGGCCUCCCGUCUGCACCCCCCGGCCAGGCGCAGGGCCGGCAGCAGGCCAAUGGCCAUGUGUCUCAGGACCGAGAGGAGCCCGUCUACCUGGAGCGCACGGCCGGGGCCCCUGCUGAGGACGAGACCCAGUCCGUCGACUCAGAGGACAGCUUUGUCCCAGGCCGGAGGGCCUCGCUGUCUGACCUGACCGACCUGGAGGACAUCGAAGGUCUCACUGUGCGACAGCUCAAGGAGAUCCUGGCUCGCAACUUCGUCAACUACAAGGGCUGCUGUGAGAAGUGGGAACUGAUGGAGAGGGUGACGCGGCUGUACAAGGACCAGAAGGGACUCCAGCACCUGGUGUGCAGCGCUGAAGACCAAAACGGGGGAGCAGUGCCGUCCAGCCUGGAGGAGAACCUGUGUCGGAUCUGCAUGGACUCACCCAUCGACUGCGUUCUGCUGGAGUGUGGCCACAUGGUCACCUGUACCAAGUGCGGCAAGCGCAUGAACGAGUGCCCCAUCUGCCGGCAGUACGUGAUCCGAGCCGUGCACGUCUUCCGGUCCUGAGGGCUCGCGCGGGCUUUUGCAGUGCCUUAGGGGACAGAGCUCCAGGUGUCUGGGCCCACGGUGGGCCGGCUUGCAGACGGGCAAGCUAACCAGAAAGUGUGCAGUGUUCCCAAGACCAGGGCGAGCAAAGAAGCUGUCACCUCUGGGCAUGCCUGUCUUGCUUCAGAGGUACACCGUGUGGCUGGCCGAGCCCCAGGCCAGUGGAAACUGGUACAGAUUGCACAGGCCAGUCCCUGUUUCGGUGAUCUUGGGGUGACGAUGGUAACUGAUGGAGAGGACUUUCCAGAAUUUCGACCAUAUCUUCCUCCCUUCCUCUGCGAACCUAAACAGAGUCUCACCCUUCCUCCUGUAGCCCGCCCACCCCCCUGAGCGGCGUGCCUCUGUUUGACCCACCAGGAAUCCUGGUGGGGACAGCUCUCUUCCUCCCCGGCACACCUGGAUUCAUUUCUGGUCUCUCUGGCUCCCUGUGCUUUAACCGACCUUUGCUAAAGUCUCUUGAUACCUUAACCUAAAAUCCAUUUGUUUCUUUAGACCAAAAAGAUGGUAGCUUACCAGACCAAUAGUGAUCCUCCUAGGGACAGAAAUUUGAACCAGUAAACUUAUUUCUGGUGAGAAAUGAAACGCAAAUGCGAUUGGAAAACCUUAAGUCAUUAAGAGUUGCUUCCUGAAGUGCUGGAUUGGGAAGCUCUCCCUCUCCUGAGCUGACCUUGGGAGUCAGUCUGGCUUUCAGACUGGUGGGAGAUUCCAGUCUGUGAAAGACAGUAUGUGGGUCACCUCUGCUGUUUCUCCUGGGGUCUGACUUUGUGCCAUCCUGUUUUAGUUGAUGAGAAAAAGGGAAAGCAUUGGGUGGAAGCAGUGGCUCUCUGCUUGGCUUUGACUUCUCCAGCGGACAGCCUUAAACCAUUUUCCCCUGAGUACGAGGUCCCUCUUGCCCAUGGAGGUUUUAAACAUGGUCUCACUUGAAGGUCUCACUGAAGAGACUUAGGCAAAGGGCGUAUUCUACUCCAGUCAGACAAGCAUGUAAGACUGAGUACUCAGAGGUAUCAGCCCUUGAGCAGACAGCUGCCCGUGUCUGUUCCCCAGGUUGGGAGGGACUCCCGAAUCCCAUUUCCUUUCUCACCCUGCUGAUUUAGGGGCAGGUCAGGAAGAAGCAUUCCCUUGGCUCUUUAGGAAGGGCCGUGCAAUGAGUUAGUGUUGUUCUUGAGCCCUCUCAGGGUCUCUUCACCACUGCAAGAGCUCAGGUUUGCUGGAGAAGCUUAGCCAAGCCCAAACAUACAUUCUGUGCACUAUCAGAAGAGCUGUGUGUGCCGCCGUUACCGUUGGAUGAGCUAUGCAAACCCUCAGACAGCUGAGGGCUUCGGCAGUCACCCCUAUUCCCACCCCGUGCCGCUGAGAUCUCUCAGACCAGAACCAAUCACGACUUUGGAAAGCAGUGGGAAACCUGUAAGGGCACCUGUUGGUUGGUACAGGAUAUACUUAAUGCUUUCUCUCCAUCAACCACUAAACCACCUAACCUUGACAUUAUACCAAGUCCUAGAUAGUUUGAUUUUGGGCUACAGCCUUUGUAGGAACUGGGGGGAAUGGAGGUUUCCCUGUAAAGACACCAUCUUUCUGCUGGACAGUAAAUACUAUAGUUUACGGUGCCUACCAGUUUAACAAAGAAUUCAGCUACUCCUUAGUUCCACUGUGAAACAGGUCUGCACAUAGCAGCUCAGCUACAACCUAGCAAUAACUUCAGGGCAGAAGCUGGCUGUUUCCCUGCUUAAAACUUGCUUUCUCUGCUGAGGCCUUACCACUCCCUACCUCCCAGUUUCCCUCUUAGACAUGAGUUAACAAUAUCCUGAUGGUUGGUUUGUAACCUCAGUAAGAAUCAGAACUGAUGUCAUUUACUCAUCUUGGAGAAAGAACUUGCCUUUAAGUCUUCUAAUCCCUUUUGCUGAAGGUUUCCAUUUAGGAGAAGAGGUGUUAAAACAACCUAACCCUAAGCGCCACCCCCCCACCUCCUGCUUUGUAUCUUCUUUAUUACUACACCAAAUAAAGGCUGGGAAUUCUUAAGAUCCCAUUUCAGUUACUAUCUAACUUAGGUAGCAAACUUGAUUUUUAUCCUUGGAUACUCUCUUCUGCCCCUCAUGGAUCCUUGGUCUUAAUUACCAUGGAAACAUCUAAUUCUUCCAUUAUCCCAUGGCUUUUGCUGAUUGUUCUGAGAUUUCAGUUGUGACUUGUUUUAAAAGACAGGACAGCUGACUGGCUCAUAAUACAUUGGAAUAGCUGGAUCCAAACGAGAAAGAAUAAGCUGUACAGGAAUUAGUGCUCAAUGUAUAUUGUAUAAAUUUGUUGAAAUCUUUUGGACGUGAAUGUGUUAUUUCAAGUGGCUUAUAUUAAGAUUUUUCUCAGACUUACUUGGGUGUUAGACCAAACCCAAAUGUGUAUUUUUUGUUACAGAGCUCUGCUUUAUAAUUUUGUAAUAAAGUUUCAACAUAGA